ACGGACUGCCUCUCUCCUCGUGACCCGCGUGACGGGGCGGGGCUUUGCAGACGGAUACGCGGAGCCCUUACGUAAGCGAGGCGGUCGUUGUUGCCAGGAGACGGCACUGGUUAAAUAACCAAGGAGCGGCGGGGCUUACGUAACGAACGCUGGGAGUUGCAGCUCCUUCGCCUCGUGAGUGGGCGUGGCCAAGGCGGGCGGGGCUGCUUUGGCCACGCCCCCGCGAAAGGGCGGUUGGGCCGACGCAGAAGGCGCCGUGACGUCAUCGCGCCAGGGGCGAGCCGGACCACUCCGCAAGUAUCGAAGGCGCGGAUUGGCCGCGCCGUGAGGGCGCCCGAAGGGAAGGACUAGGCCGAGCGCAGCCGCCGGAGAGGCCCCAGUUCGAGCGAGCGAGCGAGCGGAGGGCGGGUUGCCCUCAAAAUCCAGGCCCCGAGGGGAGGGGGGUAAGGACAGGCCCCGCCCCUUCCGCCGCCCGCGGAGGCCCUCCCUCUCCCUUCGGAGCCCCGGAAGUGAUCGGCAGGCAGCGCUGCGCCCCCAAGGCGCCUUCCGGCGCUGACGCGGUCCCCCUCCUCCUUGUUCCCCGACAGGCGCCUCGAUGGCGGAGGAGGAGGAGGAGCAGCAGCAGCAGCAAUGCCAGCAGGAGCCGGUGGCGGGGCAUCCGCUGCUGGUGCAUCCGCAGUACAUGUGCUCAGAGUGCGGGCUGCUGUCGGACUCGCUGGAGGGCGUCCUGGCCCACCACCGGAGCCACCUGCCGGGCCCCUGCCCCGCCACCGCCCCGCGCGAGGGGGGCUUCCGCUGCCUGGAGUGCGGCUGCGUGCUCUCCUCCCCGGACGGGCUCUUGGCCCACCAGGACGCCCACCCCAGGGAGAGCCACCCUCCGCGCAGCAGGCAGGCGGCGGCAGCGGCAAUGUCCCUGGGGCAGAUCCACUUCCAGUGCGGAGAGUGCCAGGAGCUCUUCCCCUCCACGGCCCUCUGGCUGGCCCACCGGCAGCGCCACCGCAAGCAGGAGGAGGCAAUGCCAGCCCCGGAGCCCUACGAAUGCUCAGAGUGCGCCCGCCUCUUCCUGACCCCUGAGGAGCUGCUGGAGCACCAGGGAGAGCACUUCGCGGAGACCGAGAAGGAGAGCGCGGAGACCCCUGCCGACGAGGAGGAGGAGGAGGAGGACCCCGGCCCCCAUGCCGCCUCCCCUCUGCCGCGCCCCCAAGCGCCCCCUCCGGACCCCCAGGCAGCCUCCUGCGCAGAGGGCAAGUGGGCGCCUGCCACGGCGGAGCCCCUGCGGCAGUGGCCUCACCACCAGCGCGACCACGAGGAGGAGUUCCUGUGCGGCGAGUGCCGGCGCGGCUUCUCCACGGCCAAGCGGCUGCUGGCCCACCAGCGCGUCCACGUGGACGGGACCCACGAGUGUCCCAACUGCAACAAGGUCUUCAAGAAGGCAGCCUCCCUGGAGCAGCACAUGAGGGUCCACAAGGGAGAGGCCCUCUACCUCUGUGUCGACUGCGGCCUGGGCUUCUCCACCGAGAUGACACUGGUCACGCACCGCAAGGCCCACACCGCCAACCCCCUCCACCGCUGCCACUGUGGAAAGACUUUCAGCAACAUGACCAAGUUCCUCUACCACCGGCGCACGCACGCAGGAAAGAGCGGGGUGCCCCCACCGCGCAGGGCACCGGACAGCGGCAGCAACGGUCAGCCUGCGCAGCCGUCCCUGGGCGAGGGGGGGCCGGUCGUGAAUGGCUCCGGGGGCCCCGCCUCCUCCUCCUGGACACCCUCGGCUUCCUCCCCGCUGCGGGGGGUGGCAGCAGAAAUGCCCAGCACGGGGUUCCUGUGUCCGCAGUGCGGCAAGGGCUUUUCCACCUACAUCCGGAUGGUGCGGCACAAGCGGGUGGUCCACGUCCUGGAACGCAAGCACAAGUGCCCAACUUGUGGCAAGAAGUUCAAGAAGCUGGUGCAUGUGCGGAACCACCUGCGGACCCACACGGGCGAGCGCCCCUUCCAGUGCUCUGAAUGUGGCAAGACCUUUGUCUCACAGGCCAACCUGGCACGGCACCAUGUCACCCACACCGGAGAGCGCCCCUACCAGUGCCAGGUGUGCAGCAAGCGCUUCACCCAGUCUUCCAACCUUCGGCAGCACCGUCUCCUCCACCUGACCUCCUCUGGCCAGGGACCCCACACCUGCAAGGACUGCGGGGCCGCCUUCGCCCGCCCCCACCAGCUGGCCCUCCACCAGACAACCCACACUGGGCGCUUGCCCUUCCCAUGCCCUGAGUGCGAGAAGUCUUUCCCUCGGCGACGCCUCCUGGAGCUGCACCGGCUUAGCCAUGCCGGGCACGAGCCCCAUUGCUGCCCAGACUGUGGCGCCUUGUUUGCAGCAGCUGCCAAGCUGCAGGAACACCGCUGUGCCCGUCGACGAGAGCCAGCCCCCCCUCAGUCAUACCCCUGCCUCUCAUGUGGCAAGUACCUGGGGUCGCCGGCCAAGUUGGCUGUCCACCAGCUGGCGCACUCAGGCCAGCGCCCAUACCCGUGCCCGCUCUGUGGGAAGGCUUUCACCACCCCCAGUGGGCUGAGCCGGCACCAGCAGCGCCAUACUGGUCUGCGGCCUCACAAGUGCCCAGUCUGCACCAAGAGCUUUGUGGCGGCCUCAGGACUCCAACUUCACCAGCGCAUCCACACUGGCGAGCGUCCGUUCCCCUGCCCAGAGUGCGGUAAGGCCUUCCGGCAGGCCACCCACCUUCGGGAGCACCGGCGCCUCCACACGGGCGAGCGCCCUUACCGGUGCCCAGAGUGCGGCAAGGCCUUUGUGCAGUCCAUGCAUCUGGCCGAGCAUCGGCGCAUCCACACUGGUGAGCGGCCCCACCCCUGCCCUCAUUGCCCCCGGACCUUCAAGACACUUUCCCACCUGCGGAGCCACCGCAAGACCCACAUGGAACUAGCACCAAGCCAGCGGGGGCAGGAGGAGGAUCCACUGCCACCACCUUCUGCUGAAUCAGCUCUGGGGACGCCUGGCCAGCCUGUGCAGACCAUCAUGUGCACCGAGUUCGGAGAGACAAUCGCCAUCAUUGAGAGCGCUGAGCCCCUUCCGUUGGUGGAGACAAUAGAGAUUUACCAGGCCACACUGGAAGGGAGCCUCCAGAUCAAUGCCUUCGUCUAGGAGCAGAGCAGCCUCGGCAAAGGGCUGAGCCUCACUUCUCCUGGCAGCUGAGCCCAGGUGCUGGCUGUGCAGGGCUCAGAGGUGCCCAGUUGCAUUUGGGGCUGGAGCCAGGUUCUGCUCCGUGCUCCUCUUUCUCAAAGCAAUGCCUUGUUGCUGUGCGUGCACCAAGGUGGCGAUAGUGGCCAUGAUUUAUGGAAUAAGGCCGGUGACACACACCUCUUCUGAUAUUUAUUUUAUUUUUCCAAAGGGAUUGUUAGGUUAACUUCUUUUGCCAGUUUUGUCUCUGCCAGAGAGGGCCCUGGAAGCGGACUGGAUGCUUAAGAGUCUGACCGCUUCCCAUCAGCCAUUCCAUUAAAUUAUUCCUCCGCUGUUAGAAAA
This is a messenger RNA of Sceloporus undulatus (fence lizard), 3526 nucleotides long. RefSeq names its product zinc finger protein 574-like. The transcript has a single exon. Gene Ontology annotation, biological process: regulation of immune system process; negative regulation of transcription by RNA polymerase II; regulation of cytokine production. The coding region runs from base 596 to 3148 and encodes 850 amino acids. The record is from RefSeq and is a predicted model, not a curated record. Lineage: Eukaryota; Metazoa; Chordata; Lepidosauria; Squamata; Phrynosomatidae.